AUGUCGGACUGGGAGAGCAGCAGCGAUGAGGAUGCGGGCGCGCCGGGCCGGCCGCCAUCUUCUGCCGCCGCCGGGCGUCUGUGGCAGCCGCCGCCUUCCCCUCCGCAGAGCCGCGCCUCCGGGCGAAGCAGCGCUGAGUGUCGGCGGGAGUCGGCGGCCGGGCUCGGAACGGGGGAGAGGGAGCGUCGAGGCGCUGAAGGCUCCCGCGGCCCGAGGGAGGCGGCGCGGUCCUGGCCGCCCCGAGCCGCCGCCGACGGCCAGUUUCGGGACGCCUUGGAGCCGCUCUGCUUCCACCUCGAUAACGCCCUGGUCGGCGGUCUCAUAGGUCGGGGUGGAGCUAAAAUAAGAGAACUUGAGGAUUCUUCAGGUUCCAGAAUAAAGGUUAUAAAGGGAACUUGUGAAGCUGAAGUAAAGAUCUUUGGCAGCAUUGCUGUGCAAAACAAAGCCAAGAAGUUGAUAAACGAUGCUAUUACAAGAUCUGGACAAAACUACGUUAGAGGAAAAACCUUGGACAGUAUCAAGCCUGAAAAUAACCCAACGAAGUCAGUGAUUAACUGGGCCUCUAUUCGAGAAAACAAAGCUAAAUAUGAAGCCAUGAAAUGGGCAGACUUGCCUCCAAUUGAGAAAAACUUCUAUAAAGAAUCAUCAAGGACUGCAUCCAUGUCACAAGAAGAAGUGGAGCUGUGGCGGAAAGAAAAUAAUGGUAUAAUUUGUGAUGACUUGAAGGAAGGUGAAAAACGCCGCAUUCCCAACCCUGUUUGUAAAUUUGAAGAUGUAUUUGAGCAUUACCCUGAUAUUAUGGCUAACAUAAGAAAAGUUGGUUUUCACAAGCCUACACCAAUUCAGUCCCAGGCGUGGCCGAUCAUACUCCAAGGAAUUGAUGUUAUUGGUAUAGCACAGACCGGCACUGGGAAGACAUUGGCAUACUUAAUGCCUGGAUUCAUUCACUUGACUUCACAGCCAAUAUCCAAAGAUGAGCGUGGGGGGCCAGGGAUGUUGGUCCUUGCUCCCACUCGAGAGCUGGCACUGCAGGUAGAGGCAGAGUGUUCCAAGUACACGUACAAAGGAAUUAAAAGUAUUUGCAUAUAUGGUGGUGGGGACCGAAGAGGACAGAUAGACGUGGUUACCAAAGGUGUGGACAUCGUUAUCGCUACUCCUGGCAGGCUGCACGACCUGCAGAUGAACAACUUUGUGAAUUUGAAGAGCAUCACGUACUUGGUGCUGGAUGAGGCUGACAGGAUGUUGGACAUGGGCUUUGAACCUCAGAUCAUGAAGAUCCUGAUAGACGUGCGGCCCGACAGACAGACUGUCAUGACAAGCGCCACGUGGCCUGACGGUGUCCGUCGCCUGGCCAGGUCCUACCUGAAAAACCCCAUGAUCGUGUACGUCGGCACUCUUGACUUAGCAGCAGUAAAUACAGUAGAACAGAAAGUUAUUGUUCUUGCCGAGGAGGAGAAGAGAGCUUUCAUGCAAUCCUUCAUCAACUCCAUGAAGCCAAAAGAUAAAGUCAUCAUUUUUGUGGGGAAAAAAGUGACAGCUGAUGACUUAGCAAGUGACUUUGGGCUCCUGGGAAUUCCAGUGCAGUCCCUUCAUGGGAACAGGGAACAGUGUGAUCGAGAACAGGCUCUAGAUGACUUCAAGACUGGCAAAGUCAGAAUCCUGGUAGCUACUGACUUGGCCUCCCGUGGCCUUGAUGUGCAUGAUAUUACUCAUGUUUUUAACUUCGACUUCCCUCGCAACAUUGAAGAGUACGUGCACAGAGUGGGUCGCACUGGAAGGGCCGGACGCACCGGGGAGGCGGUGACGCUCGUCACGAGGAGCGACUGGAGGUUUGCAGCUGAGCUGAUUGACAUUCUGGAGAGAGCAAACCAAGUAGUUCCUGAUGAGCUUAUUGCAAUGGCAGAAAGAUACAAACAAUUUCAAAUCAGGAAAGAAACAGAAAAGGAUAUACGGAGGCCUCAGAGAAAGCCCACAAAAUAACUGCUGAGUUACUGAGACACCAGUGCUGGACUAGAGGACAGAGCAAUGUUUGUCAGCGUGGUUCCGAGUGCCGUCGUUUGGCGUUGCCACAGCUGCCACCAGCAGGCAGGGGGAUUGCUGGGGAUAACCUCCCUAUUCAAAACCUGCUCCCUGUUUGCAGGAACUGCUGUUUGCUGAAGCAAGUCUUUUUUGUUUGUUUGUUUUAAAAACUUAACACUGGAAGUCAUUUUUGUUAAGACCGGUGUCUGAGGGGGUUUUUUGCACGAAGCCUGCAUUUCCUCCUGGUGGAGGAGAGCAUCAUGAGAGGUGUGUGGUUGUGGCUGACUGGGGAAAACCAGCUCCUCCUGCUCCCAUGGAUGGGAUUUUCUAGCUUAAGGAAGAAAAGCAGAGUUUACUACAGCAAUGUUAAUAAAGUCAUGAAGAAAAAAUGCACCUGAAGGUCCAUUACACAAAUGUUCACUGG
This is a messenger RNA of Calidris pugnax (ruff), 2443 nucleotides long. RefSeq names its product DEAD (Asp-Glu-Ala-Asp) box polypeptide 43 (gene DDX43). The record is from RefSeq and is a predicted model, not a curated record. The coding region runs from base 1 to 1980 and encodes 659 amino acids. The transcript is spliced from 18 exons. Lineage: Eukaryota; Metazoa; Chordata; Aves; Charadriiformes; Scolopacidae. Gene Ontology annotation, molecular function: ATP binding; RNA helicase activity; RNA binding.